Alternaria ethzedia is the source of this 1335-nucleotide messenger RNA. RefSeq lists its product as uncharacterized. The coding region runs from base 1 to 1335 and encodes 444 amino acids. The record is from RefSeq and is a predicted model, not a curated record. The transcript has 2 exons. Lineage: Eukaryota; Fungi; Ascomycota; Dothideomycetes; Pleosporales; Pleosporaceae.
AUGUCGUCCUUCAACUACGACCGCUACGACCGCCGCCAGAACAACUCGCGCAACCGCGGCGCCCUCGGCUUCUACGUUCCUCUGAUCCUCACCGUCACCGUCGCAACCGCCGGUCUCGCAGCCUGGGUCUGGAGUGCGCGCGAGGACAGCCGUGACUACUCGUCCGAUGACGAUCUUUCCUAUGGCGAAGAUUCAGCACAUGAGAAGCGACAGGGCAGGGCGCCUGCAGCACGCGAUGUCUCUGGGUUCCCUGUAGGGGAAGGGGGCGGUGAGGGCUAUGGCUACGGCGAUGGCACGCUGCUUGGCCGUGCACAAGGCGUCAUCCGUCGCACACCAUCCCCGCAGCAGCUUUUCGAUACCGUGAGCAAGAAGACAGCAGCAGGUUGGGCCGCGGCAGGUGCUGCAGCUGGUGCGGCGCUUGCUUCCAUCCGCGAGGAAGACAAGGACGAAGCUUUUGGCGACCACUCUCGAUGGAACGAGGAGGCCACAAUUAGAAGGAAUGUCGAGGCGCAGAGCCGGGAUAGCAAUGCCGCAGUCGAUGUGCAGGCACGAAGCUUCGCGGAGAGCGUGCGGAAGGCUGAAGGCAGAGGCCAGGGCUACGGAGGAAGAAGGAAGACGGUAGUCUUGGUCGUCAGCGCAGAAAGCCUGGACCGGUUGGACGAUGACGAGGGCUCGUACCGCGAAGAAAACGCUACCAUCCUCUCCCACCUUCCCGACACCGACUUCUCGCGAACCAAGCUCUUCGUCCUCAUCUACUCCCCAUCGCUGCGCUCGCGCCCACAAUCCCGCGCCAACUCCCGCACUGGCUCGUCUUCGCUCGGUGACUCAUACUCUGCUAUCAGCACACCGGCACGCACACCAGGCGAGGAGCUGUCGUCCGUUGAACCUGUCAUCUACACACCCGCACCCAGCACCAGGGGCUCUGACAACUCGCUGUGGAACACACUCCACUCCCAGGCCCUCCGCCUCGUCGAGGACCCAGCCAUGGUCAUGCCGUUCAACACCACCACCGGCUUCGUGCACAUGCUCAGGCAUCUCGGACCAGAGCUUGUCUACGUGGUCGAUGCAUUGAGCGGCGUGAACGGUCAGAACAUCGAUGACAUUAGGAAGUGGGUUGGCCAGACCAUUGUCGUUGUUGGCGGUGAUGGCACAGGCCUUGGUGGGCUCGUUGACACAGACGACGAGGGCCCCAUGCGCAAGGGCAAGGAGAGUGAGCACACUGUUAGGUGGUGGCAGGUUCGCAAUGACAUGAUCGGGCUGGGUAAGGGCGUCGAGGUGGUGGAUGCCUCUAGGCUUGAAGACGACUACGAAAGGAGGGUCGGUGGACGCGAGUAG